GACUAAGCAGCUGCGUGCAGCUAGCUAGCCGGCGCGGCCAGAGCAGACGAGCUGUGCAUAACGCUUGCCCAGCUAGCUAGCUGCAUGCAUAUGGUACGCUAGAGAAAACAGGUUGGCUUGCCUGUCACGUGUUAUGUGCAUCUCCGGCUCCAGCUAGAUAUAUCUGCACGUACUUGUGCUUGAUUGAAGGCUGGUGGAUUCAACGACAGCACUGCCGGCGCCUGCGUCGAGACCGUAGAGUUCGUGCAUCAACACCGGGUUGUUGUUUUGAUGCGAACCGACCGUAUUGAGGGGAACCGUGUCCAUAGCUUUGAAGACCUAUGAGAAUGAACGGGUUUAGCACCGAGGAGGACAGUCGCGACUCGGGGCAUGGCCAGAUCUGUUGCCUUGUGGAUGACGGAAAUCGCUGCUCCAGACCAGCGGGGAAUGCCUGCUACAGCAAACGUAUCGCCAAGACGGUGCAACAGCGCAAACUCAAGCUCAACAUUGACCACAGUGUCAGACAUAUCUACAUAUGUGACUUUCACAAGGGUGUUAUACAGAGCGUGCGAAACAAGAGGAAGAAAAGAGACAGUGACGACGAAGCAGGCAUAUCACCAGACCGUGAUCUUGACCUGCCAGAAGUACGCAGCAGUAGGCUAAUGGUGGACCUGUUUCAGCUUCAAGUCAACACACUGAGGAGAUACAAGCGUCACUAUAAACUCCAGACCAAACCUGGUCUCAACAAAGCCCAAUUAGCCGAGAUGGUGGCAAGGCAUUUCAAGACGCUUCCUGUCAAUGAGAAGGAAGCACUGACUUACUUCAUCUACAUGGUGAAAAACCACAAGAGCAGAUUUGACCACAAGUCGGACGUCUAGUACCCAGUACUGUAGCAGAGUAGUGAUGGACAAAAUGAACUAGAUGAGAAUAUCCGUCAAAGGACCUGACCAUUGAGAGAUUUGCGUUCUCCUUGAACACUAAAGAAGAACAGUACCUGAAGUGGAAGUCAGUGACCUUAACGGGCCUAGUGCUUUGUAUUGACAGUGCCUGCAGCCAAGGAAUUGGUCUGCUUAUAAGCAGUAUGAGCAUCAGGGACAAUUUGACUGGAGUUAUUUGAAGGCUUGUCAGAGGAUUUUUUUAAACUUUAUCUUGGCAUUCUUGAGACCAUGGACUAUCUCCCACUUUUAAAGGCUUCUUUACUAAAGUUAGUUUCAAUGUAAAUAUAAUUGCACUUUCUGCUUAUUUUAAGGCAACAGCUUUGUACGCAGCUGUAUCACCGGGAAGAUCGUUUUCACAAAAAUGCUUUCAGAAAACAUUUGAAAUGUGACAAAAUGAAGACGGAUCCAAGGGGGCUUUCUUGGUAGACAGGUACAAUGUUCUUUGUCCUUCCAUGGCCGUUCCAACUCUGAAUAUAUGCAUGUUUUGCAACAGCUUUUGCUCACUUAAGUCUGUUUAGUCUUUUAGGAAACAGUCCAAGAAUCGAUCCCGUUUUUAGUACGUGUAUGCCACAUGACACUGGAGUUAAGGUUUAAUGUUAAGAGAACUGGUAAUUUUCCAUGCUCUAGAAAGUGGGUGAUUUCAUGUUCAAUUGAGACCUGCUGUGCUUCUGUCGAAUGCAUCUGAUGCAUAUGGGGUAAAAUAUUCCUUAAUCGAGGAAGUAUGUCUGGCAAUGCAGCGAGUAAAUUUGAUGCGCUUAAAAUGGGAUGAAUUUUAAUUGGCCUUUGAGCUUCUCUCUUUUCGUUUGUGGAUUUGUGUUGGAAAAUUGCGGAAGAUGUCUGUGCUUAUAUUGAACACAGAUUGGAGGAUGCACGCGUUAGGCUGUCAGCUACGAAUUUCCCUGCUGGAAAAGUGAAUGGUGCAGUGUUACCACACAACAGGAUGUCUGUGCAUGGAACACUCUGCGUUCACUUACUGGCUUUGCAUGUGUGUUGCACUUGACAAAUUUUCAUCUGAAUGUCCACAAAUCGGAUGAUGCAUGCGUACAAUACGCUCUUAGCUUUGGAUUCUAUGCAGGAAAUAUGGAUGGUAGUGAGUGACCACUCGCAAGAAUGUGCAUUUCAUGAUAUACAUUCAACUAGUUUUCAUCAGAAUGUGCACACAAUAUGUGUUGUUUUCACACAGGUGCUGUCAGUGUAUUGCCAGUGGUGUUUAUGUAUCUUUUCCAAGAGUGUCUCUAAUUUAAAUAAAUCAUUAAAAUGAAUAAGCA
This is a messenger RNA of Acanthaster planci (crown-of-thorns starfish), 2185 nucleotides long. RefSeq names its product SAP30 like (gene sap30l). Gene Ontology annotation, molecular function: transcription coregulator activity; protein binding. Lineage: Eukaryota; Metazoa; Echinodermata; Asteroidea; Valvatida; Acanthasteridae. Gene Ontology annotation, cellular component: histone deacetylase complex. Gene Ontology annotation, biological process: regulation of DNA-templated transcription. The record is from RefSeq and is a predicted model, not a curated record.